AUGGUCGCAGAAGAAGCCUUCCGCGCUUACAUCGGAGUGCAGCUCGGAGUGCAGCUACCUCGAUCCAGGGCGCACAUACGGAAAAAGGGUAGGUAUUUCCCCUGCUCUAUGUAA
This is a messenger RNA of Colletotrichum orchidophilum, 114 nucleotides long. RefSeq lists its product as uncharacterized. The record is from RefSeq and is a predicted model, not a curated record. The transcript has a single exon. Lineage: Eukaryota; Fungi; Ascomycota; Sordariomycetes; Glomerellales; Glomerellaceae. Bases 1 to 114 code for a protein of 37 amino acids.